Molecule: messenger RNA, 488 nt
Organism: Schistocerca serialis cubense
Lineage: Eukaryota; Metazoa; Arthropoda; Insecta; Orthoptera; Acrididae
Product: THAP domain-containing protein 2-like
Exons: 2
Coding region: 11-448 (145 amino acids)
Source: RefSeq, a predicted model, not a curated record
GGUUAUAAAUAUGAAGCGAGAAAACUGGUUUCCUACUACAGCCAGUUACCUCUGUUCAGCUCAUUUUGAAGAGAAAUAUAUGUACCACACAAAUGUCCAGAGGCGCCUUUUGUCAAAAGCAGGACCUACUAUCUUUAACUUUCCACCACAUUUACAAAAGCAAGAUAAAGUAUUACGACCACAACCCAGAAAGCGAUCUUUCGACAAUUUGCAAGAUAGUGCUGUUACAGUGACAUCAUUAGCACAAAUGCCUGUCGGACCCACAUCUGUUUCUGCUGACCACAAUUACUGUCUACCAAGCCCUAAGAAGUUGAAAACACAAUAUAACAGAGUACAAGCAGAGAAUGUGCGGAUAAAGCAAAUGAAGCAAUUUAGUGUACGACACAAAAGAAGAAUAGUGCAGUUACAGACUUUAUUUGCUGGUUUGAGAAGAAGGCUAUGUAGUUGAGUUUCUGAUAUGUUAAACAGUGAACAUGUAGUUGGUUUGU